AUGAUUGACGCCGAGCUUCAAGACAUCUCACAUAUUGCUGAUCAGAAAAAAAAGACUGCAGCGUACAAGACUUUGCUGGAAAAACAGUUACAUGACGUAAAUAGUCUCAAGAUUAUUGUAACACAUUUACUGGAAGAAGAUGUGCUCUUGGUCAUAUCACGUGCUGUGGUCACACAUUUGGCUUCUGUAAUCGCAGACAUCGACGUCGAUGCACAUCCGUGGAAACUCGAGUUUAUCUGCUUUUGCUUGGCCAAGAUCAAGCCUCGUAUCCUGUCAUUCGAGGAGCCUGAUGUCCUAUUUCGGGAGUCAUUGGCAGCCAUGUACAUGUAUGAGGAAGAGUACAUUGAAGCAGCCAAGGCUCUAGCUGCUAUCAAUCUUGAGAGCUCUACACGUCAAUACACGGACGUAGAAAAAGCUGAAAAGUACGUAAAAAUUGCCGAGCUUUAUCUCCAAGAAGAUGAGACAGUGGAUGCCGAGAAUUUUAUCAAUCGUGCGUCGCGUUUCAUACACAAUGUGGAGAAUUGGGCACUUAAACUACGUUUCCAGGUCUCGUACGCACGAAUUCUCGACUCGAAACGCAAGUUUCUGGAUGCGGCGCUGCGGUACUAUGAGUUCUCACAGUCUAAGCCUGAUGAAGUCGACCCGGACGAUUUGGUGGAAUUACUAAGCAAAGCUGUUACCUGCGCCAUCUUGGCUUCCGCUGGCCCGCAGCGAUCACGUCUUCUGGGCACACUCUACAAGGACGAACGGGUGAAAAGCAGCGAACAUGUGGCAAUCCUGGAAAAAAUGUACAUGGAGCAGUUGAUACGUUGCCCGGAGCUCGUGCAAUUUGAGAAAAGUCUGCUACCCCACCAGAAGGCAGUGCUGUCAAACGGCUUUACGGUGCUCGAAAAUGCCUUCCUCGAGCACAAUCUACUUGCCGCUAGUCGAGUGUACAGCAGCAUCUCACUCGAAGAGUUGGGUAAGCUCCUGGAGAUCGAACCUGUCAACGCUGAGCGCGUUGCAGCUACGAUGAUCGGAGAAGACCGUAUGAAGGGCAGCAUCGACCAGCACCUGGGCUUCCUUGAAUUCGAGAACACGGAAGACGAGGUCUUGGCUGCUUUUGACACCCGAAUCAGCUCCGUGUGUUUCAACGUCAACCAAUGCGCUGAACAGAUCGAGCUGAACUACCCAGGCCUUAUGCGACCACUAACUACUACUGUGGCAACGUCGACUGUUUCUUAA
This is a messenger RNA of Peronospora farinosa, 1224 nucleotides long. The record is from the annotation of a GenBank genome assembly. Lineage: Eukaryota; Oomycota; Peronosporomycetes; Peronosporales; Peronosporaceae.